AUUUUAUAUGUGGGAUCAGUGAAGGAUUGGUGGCAACUAAAAAAAAUUUAAAGGUUUAGUGUUAGGAAGUGGAAUAUAAUAUGAGUAAUGUAAUCUGUGUAUGUGUGGCUGCUUGGGGGUGUGUUGGUUGACUCCCUCCCUUUUAUUGGUGUGGGCAGGAAAGUUUGAGUCAGGCCUUGAGGAUAGAGGAGUUUGAAGACUGAUUCUGACUGAAGGUAAGGGAGUAAGGACAAAUCUGAUUGUGACUGAAGGCAAGGGAGCAAGGACAUGCAUUUGAUGUGUGCAAGACUCGGUUUGAGACAUUGCUUUCUUAACUGUGCCUUGUAACUGCCCCGUAUCUGCACAGGUGUUGGAUGAAUGUGUGUGCCCAAGUGUGUCCAGCCUAGGGUACUGUGUUAUGUAGGAGGGACACUGGCCAAGGGCAACAAAAAUACAAUAAGAAAAACCCACUGAGAUGCCAGUCCCAGAAAAGGGUCCAAAACUGUAGUCAAAAAUUGAAAGACGAGUGUCUUGAGACCUCCAUCUUGAAGGAAUUCAAAUCAUAGGAAGGUGGAAAUACAGAAGCAAGCAGGGAGUUCCAGAGUUUACCAGAGAAAGGGAUGAAUGAUUGGGAGUACUGGUUAACUCUUGCUUUAGAGAUGACAGAAUAGGGGUGAGAGAAAGAAGAAAGUCUUGUGCAGCGAGGCCGUGGGAGGAGGGGAGGCAUGCAGUUGGCAAGAUCAGAAUAGCUGUUAGCGUGAAAAUAGUGGUAGAAGAUGGCUAGAGAUGCAACAUUGCGGCGAUGAGAGGGAUACUGAAGACGGUCAGAAGAGAGGAGUUUGAGACAAAGCUUUUGAUUCCAACUUGUCUAGAAAAGUGGUACGAGUGGAACCAGCCCCCUCAGAUGUGGGAAGCAUUAUCUAUACAUGGAUAGAUAAGGGCCUUGUACAAAGCUUUUGAUUCCAACUUGUCUAGAAAAGUGGUACGAGUGGAACCAGCCCCCUCAGAUGUGGGAAGCAUUAUCUAUACAUGGAUAGAUAAGGGCCUUGUACAGAGUUAGCAGCUGGGGGGUGAGAAAAAAUGGAGACGUCUCAGAACACCUAACUUCAUAGAAGCUGUUUUAGUUAGAGAUAUGCGACGUUUCCAGUUUAGAUUAUAAGAAAGGACAGACCAAGGAUGUUCAGUGGUAGAUGUUUAAGAAUCUUCCUGUUGAGGAUAGAUUAAGAAACUUUAAGAUAUGCAGGAAAUUAAAGCAAUAGGACAGUAGUUUGAGGGAUUAGAACGUCACCCUUUUUAGGAACAAACUAAAACUUCCAGCAAGAAGGAAAGGUAGAUGUUGACAGACAGCUGAAAGAGAGUGACUGGGCAAGGUGCAAGCUUGGAGGCACAGUUUCAGAAAACAAUAGGAGUUGCCCCAUCAGGUCCGUAAGCCUUCUGAGGGUUUAGGAGAAUAUCAUUGCAAAGAAUUUUAAUAGGUAGCAUGAAGUAGUCAGAGGGUGGAGGAGAGGGAGGAACAAGCCCAGAAUUGUCCAAGGUAGAGUUUUUAGCAAAGGUCUGAACAAAGAGUUCAGCUUUAGAAAUAGAUGUGAUAGCAGUGGUGCCAUCUGGUUGAAAUAAAGGAGAGAAAGAAGAAGCAGCAAAGUUAUUGGAGAUAUUUUUGGCUAGAUGCCAGAAGUCAUGAGAGGAGUUAGAUCUUGAAAGAUUUUUGACACUGUUAAUGAAGGAGUUUUUGGCUAGUUGGAGAACAGACUUGGCACGGUUCUGGGCAGAAAUAUAAAGUGCAUGAGAUUCUGGUGAUGGAAGGCUUAAGUACCUUUUGUGGGCCACCUCUCUAUCAUGUAUAGCACGAGAACAAGCUGUGUUAAACCAUGGUUUGGAAGGUUUAGGUCGAGAAAGAGUAAGGAAUGUAUGCCUCCAUUCCAGACACUAUCACCUCUGUUAUGCGCUCAGCACACAAAGACGGGUCUUUGACAUAGAAGCAGUAGUCAUUCCAAGGAAAAUCAGGCUUGUGAGUAAAGUAGCCUCACAUUUACUGACACCAAACCUAGAGUAAGACCAACGAGCCUCCAUUUCCAGGAAAUGCAGGCUGUGUGUGUGUGGGGGAGGGGGCAGGUUUACAACAUUAUUGCUUUUGCUAGGCAUGUGCUGGAAGAUUGUCUGAAAACUAGCUAAAAAAAAAAUGACAGUUUAGGAGUACCUUGCACGAAAAAAUUUUGAAACGUACUUUGUUGCUCUAGGAAACAAUGAAAAAAAAAACCAGCUCUUGCUUUAAAAAUAAAUUAACUCGUACUCAAUAGUCUCAAUAGUCUCUGGAAGCAAGCACAUUAGUGUUGGGGUUUGUGGGCCAUUUAAUAUAAUCCAUUUGGUGAUUUGCUCCCACAUUUGGACUCGUUUAGAGGCUAAAGAAAUAUGAUAAAGGAAAUUGUGGAUAAAGAAAAAAAAAUGAGAUGGAUGGGCAUUAAAAUGAUAAAUACAGGAACUAUUAGCAAACUAAUUCAAAACUAUAUUUUCUGCCAUUGUCGAUAUUGUAUAAUAUCGACCGUAAGAAAGAACUGCGUAAAAAAAAAUAAGACCGUUUUCAUCACUUGAAACAAUUAUGUGUGUGUGUGUGUGUGUGUGUGUGUGUGAAAUAUUUACUGUAAAAAAUAAAUAAGACCGCUUUCAUCACUUGAAACACACAAUUAUGAGGUUGUGUGUGUGUGUGUGUGUGUGUGUUAAAUAUUUAUUGUAAAAAAAUAUAAAUAAAUGUAAGAAUACAACAACGAUAUAGAGAAGAAAAAGACAUUAUAGGGGCAUUCCUGUCUGAAAAUAAAUGUACUGAAGAAACAGAGAACAGUGCAUAAAUUUCGGAUAAUAAGAGAAGAAAAAGAGAGGAAACAAAGAGAACAGUGCAUAAAUUUCGGAUAAUAAGAAAGAAGAAAAAGAAACAGAAAACCCAGACUACGAGAAAAGACAACUGAGGAACGCCGUUUCAAAAGCAACAUUCCCUGAACAGCAACUCGAAGUGAAUAGGUUAGAGGAUGAGAAAAAUUCAGCGUGGAGUCUAGGAGGGAAUGAGUUGCAACAGACAGAUGAAUACAAUUACCUGGGAAUGUGGAUGAGUCUGAAUGGCUGUGUGAAGGCAAAGAAUGAAAAGAUAGGCAUGGUGAACCAGUGGGUGGGUCUUCUAGGAAGUGCAGCAAUGAUGAGGGCGAAUAAAUAUGACGUGCUGCGAGAAGUUUGAAAGUGUGUGGCUGUUCCGAGCAUAAUAUAUGGUAUGGAUAUGAUUGUGUUGAAUGAGAAUGAAUUAGAAAAGUUAGAAGUAGGACAGGAUAGAGUAGCAAGGAUGGCAUAAUGCACUAAGGUAUGCAGCGAUAGAGGCCUUAGAGGGGACAUGGGUUAGAGUACUUUUCGAGAGAAACAUGCAAAAGCAACCUUGAGGUACAAAGCUAUAUUAAAGAGGAUGGAUGAUGCGAGACUAGUGAGAAAGGUGUUUCUGUGGAAUGUCAGGAGUAGCAGGUGGGGGAAGAAGUGUGUUAAGAUGAUAGUAAAGAGUGGCUGGGCUUUUCAGUGGUCCGAGGGGAAGCAUAUUGAGUGACUGGAAUAUGAUUGUCAGAAAUGGAGAGGGUUUAGAAUGGGAUGUAAGAAAGUGGAAAAAUGAGAUAGAGUGGUGAAGCAUGUGGGGAGUGAGUGAAUGGGAAAAUAAGAUGGAACAUGAGAAUACUAUGGAGUGGUAUAUAGAGAAAAGGGUCCCAAUGUAUGAAAAGUGGUAUGAGGCAGGCUUGGGUGGUGAUCUCUUCUGAGCGAAGGCACAGUGUAUGGAUGUAAAUGCAGUUACAGAUGGUCAGUCUCGCAGGAAAGUGUGCCAGAUGUGUGACACGGGAGAAGAUGAGAGGAUGGAGCAUGUGGUGCUGGAGUGUGUGAAGCAUGCCAGAGACGGGGAUGAGAUUAUGCAAAUGGUGCUGAGGGAAUUGGGACAUGCUAGAGUGGAGAAGACAGGAAGGGAAUGGAUGGUGAUGCUGCUGAGACUGUGGGGAAACGAAUGAAAGGAUGAUUGAGGCUGUGAAAGAGUUCCUGGAGAAAAUGUGGCGUGCCAGAUGUAGGAACUAGUGGUGUGAUUGAUGCUGUAUGACUCUGUAUGCCAUUUUCUGUUUGUCGUUCUUUUUUCCUCUACAGUAGUGCCGAUGCAAAGGCUUGGGAGGAAUCCUGAGCCUCCUGUAAGGUCAAGAUCAAGAUCAAUCGAGCCACCUCGGAAAGUAAACAUUGGAGUCCCUGCCGUUAAGAGGGUGGGGUAGGCCUUGAGUGCAGGUGUGGCUGUAGAGCAGAACGGGACAGCGCUCAAGGCAGGCCGUGGUGCUCCAGGAUGUGAUGGGAGGACAGGAGGUCUAGUUUUGGCUCACCACACCACACACCGCACCACACAGCUUGCAGCCCACCACACUGGCAUGAGUUAGCACCCCAUGUCAUGCCACAUCUGCCACCAUGAACAAGCUGAAGCUGCAGAGUCACCAGAAGACCUACAGGGAGGAGGACCUGCUGGUGAACGUGAAGGACCUUGGGCCAGAAGUGAAGGCAGGGGAUGUCAUUGAGAUCUACCACCCCGAGGAUGACCUGCCGCGCCUGCUCCUCAAGAUCCCCUCCACCCUUGAGGACAUCAGCCUCCAGAAGGACACCAUUAGCAUCGAGCAGAGCAUCGCCGCCACCUUCCAGCUGCGCAACUACAAGGAUGUCAUUGUGAACACAGUGGAGCCCAAGGCGGUGGCACUGGAGCUGGUGGAGCUAACAUUCAAGGACCAGUACCUUGGCCGCUCUGACAUGUGGAGGCUCAAGAUGCACAUGGUGAACUCAGUGGUGUACCUCAACAAGAAGAUUGAGUUCUGUUCUGGCAGCAUCCGCACUCAGGUGUACGAGAUGUGGGCUCAGGGCGGCAAGGUGGCCUGUGGGGUGGUGACGGAGAACACCAAGGUGGUGUAUCGUUCCUCCACCAGCAUGGUCUACCUCUUCAUCCAAAUGAGCUCCGAGAUGUGGGACUUUGACCUCUACGGGGACCUCUACUUUGAGAAGGCUGUCAGUGGGUUUCUGUCUGAGCUUUUUGCCAAGUGGAAGAAAGAGAGCAGUAACCAUGACGUGACCAUUGUGCUGUUCUCCCGCACGUACUACAAGGCCACCAGCAUUGACGAGUUCCCCACCUACAUGAGGGAGUGCCUGCAGGAGGACUACCGUGGGAGGUUUUAUGAAGACUUCUACAGGGUGGCAGUGCAGAAUGAACGCUAUGAUGAUUGGUCUGCCACCCUGACACACCUGCGGCGCAUGUUCAACAACUACCUGCCCAGCGUCCUGCAGCACCACCACCAGCCCGGCGUUACAGUGCCCGAGGCUGUCAACUCAUCAGCCUCACAGGGGAACUUCCUCGAGGUGCUCAAUAUUUCACUCAAUGUGUUUGAGAAGCACUACCUGGACCGGAGUUUUGACCGUACUGGGCAGGUGUCAGUGGUGGUGACACCAGGGGUGGGGGUGUUUGAGGUGGACCGGGAGCUCACCAACAUCACCAAGCAGCGCAUCAUUGACAAUGGUGUGGGCUCAGACCUGGUAUGCGUUGGGGAGCAACCUCUCCACGCUGUGCCACUGCUUAAGUUUCACAACAAGAAGGGCGGGGUGAACGCGGACGACUACAGCAUGCCCCACACCUGGAUCAACCUCAGCUUCUACUCAUCCAAGAAAAAGAUUGGUUAUGGCACCUUCAUCCCACGCAUUAAGCUGCCGCCAGAGAAGCCCAAGUCAUCCAGGAGAGAGCGGCCGGACUGCCUCGCCUCGGCCCCCUGCAUGAAGCCAGCCCUGCAAGACACAGCACUGCCCAACUCUAUCUUUGAUUAUGACUCUUAUGACGCCCAGGUGUUCAAGUUGCCGAGUAGCCACAACAAUAAGGCAUACCGCAGCCUGCAGCGUCCCACCACCAGGAAGAAGGCGCCACAGGGCCACCCGCCCUCCUCCUCCAUGCAGCCCAUCACCCGCGUCAGCCUGCACCGCAAACUGUCUGACCCUGACCUCUACAGUGGGGUGGAGCAGAUCUCCAGCUCCUUAGUGCCCAUGGGGAGCGGCAUGGGCUCGGUGAUUGACAAGUCCCCUGCCAUCAACAUUCCAGCACGCAUCACAGAAAACAAGAUGUACUCACAGUCCUUUGGUGCUCUCAAUGUUGAAGCAGGAGUGCAGCGUCCCCGCACACAGGCACUAUACGAGGGAGAUGAGACAUCCCCCUCACACUCCAAAGUGGGGUCCAGCAAUGGCGCCUCCCCCUGCGAGAGGACACAGCUGACCAAGAACAAGCCAGUCAGCACCCACCGCCCUGGGAGGUCACUCAUCAACCCCUUUGACCCAUCCCACAUGACCAUCAAGCUGACCUCAAACAGGCGGAGGUGGAUUCAUAUCUUCCCCAAAGACCAGACAGGCGUCCUGAUCCAGCAGCACCACUACCAGGUGAGCAGUAGAGUGAGAGGCAACAUUGUGUCCUCCUCACCACUGCCCACACCUGAUGGGGACACCACCUACCUUGCACACCUGCACCUCCACCACCAUCACCUCGCCUCCACGCCCACCAAGAACGGCCCUGCCUCCCCCAGCACUGAGUUCAGGAUGUACAACGGGUCUGGCAUGGUGGAGGUGAACGGCCUGCGUCCCCGGAACCUCACUUCCCAGCACAGUCAGGAGAGUAUCAAUGGAGUGAGGAGGGAGAGCAGGCCGCGCACCACCUCCCAGAACAGUUCCCUUGCCUCUGUGGACAUCACUCUGCGUGGCGCCGGCACCCCACAGAAGGCUGGAGGAGCGGGGAUGGGCGGGGGGCUGCGCUUGGUGGGGGGUGUCAACUCUGGCAAGGCAAAGUUCCCCGCCACGCUGAUCUGGGGCGCCACGGGGGAACAGGAGUGGAAUGCUGGACUCACUACAGGAGUGGACUGGAAGAGCCUGACACUGCCGGCCUGCCUGCCCAUCACCACAGACUACUUCCCUGAGGAACAGUCCCUCCACAACGACUACGUCGUGGCUGACUACAACCUGCUGGUGGAUGAGCCUGAGGAGUCAGUGCUCAGACCUCUCACCACCAAGAUGGUCUUCCUAGAACUGGUGUCACAACGUCUGGCUCAGGGCUUCCAGAUGAUAAUGCUGGCAGAGAGGGGCGGCGUUGGGGGAGCAGGGAGUGGGGAGCUUGGAUCAGGGGGUGCUGCAGGGUACUCUGGGGUGGGGUCCUUCAUCCGGAACCGCAGCCGCACCCACCACAACACAGUGACACAGGAGUACCGCCUCUCCAUUGGCCGCAUCUUCCACAAGAUUCUCCUGUACGGCUCUACCAUCACCGUCACCAUCUACAGGCCCCGACACCCGUACCCUCAGCUGAAGCGCCAAUAUAAGUACAGGUUUCGGGCACCUGAGAUGAGCAGCUACGAGGUGUCUUGGGUGGACUUCAGGACGGAGCGCCUCGAGACUUACAUGUGGAACCACCUCGACAACUACAUCUGCUUCCGGGGCGAGUCUCCGGACUACCCACUCAUUGAGCCCCUCAAGUUCUGGCGGUUCCGAGUGCUGCUGGUGGGCGACUGCUUCCGAGUCCCCACACGGUCCAUCCUGGAGACUGACACGCUGACUGACAUCUAUGGGAAACCCAGCCUGGAUGAGCAGCAGGAGACAAUAGAAGGCUUCCUCAGGUUCCUGGAGAUCACUGUGCACCGCCUCAAGAAGCCGGUCAAUGCACGCAAGUCCCGGAAGGUGGGGGGAGGGGGUGCCAAGGGCGGGGGGGUGUUUGGGCGUCGCCACAGUCUGGCAGCGCCCAGCCUCCCCUCCUCAGGCACCAUCUUCACUGUGACCACGCCCUUCACCGCCACCGCUGCUGCCGGGUCCAGUGGCCAGAGUGUUGGCGGUGUGCGGGAGAGGCUGGGAAGUAACCGGGUGCUGGAGCGGCCACGACCAAGGGCAGGCAGCAGGGCGUCGGAGAGGCUGCGGUUUGAGAGUGGCACGGCGCGGGAGGUGCACACCGACCCUCCUGAGAUGAAGAGCUUGGUGGAGCCAGAGGAGGAGGCCAAGGAGGAGGGAGAGAACAAGAAGCUAGCACUGGGGUCCACACUGGCGGAGGUGGCUGAGGUGAUGAAGGACCCAGCAAGGGGUGUGUGUCUCUUGCAGCGACAGCCCUGCCUGCCGUCCCUCACCUUCGUGGCUGCUGACGCCACAGCCUGGGUGUGUGACCACGUGGAGGGGGCUGCCUCGGAGACUGCUGCUGUGGAACUCCUGCAAAAAAUGGUGAAGAGUGAGCUGAUCUGCCACGCCUCUGGGAACAAAGACCACCCCUUCGUGCACGGCUUCUUCCUCUACUUCUUUGUCACUGGGAAUAAAGAGCAAGACCAGGUGAGCCUCGACCCACUCUCCUUCCUCAGUGAGUGGCACCAGGUGGAGGUGGAGCCCCUUCCCUCACCCCCCCGCCAGGUGCCUUCCACACCCCCACCCUGCCCCACCUUCCUCCAGGCCGACUUGCCACUGCCCAUGCCCCGUAGAGGCCGAUUCAAGCUGUACCACACAGGGCACCUAGACCUGGACUGCAACAACCGGAGUGACCGCAUUGAGUGGGGCCACAUCAAGUACCACUCGGUCUUCCACCCCCAGCAGGCAUAUGAACUGAUCGUGCAGUGGCUGUGUGCAACGGGGACCAUUGUGACUGACCUGAUGGUAACCUGGCAGAGGAAGGCACAGGCAUGCGGGCUGCACCUCUUCCCCGUGCCAAGUGACCCCUUUGCCCUGCCUUACUCCUGCAACUCAGACCCCCUUCGUGGGCCCAUUCUGGUGCCCCUCAAUGUCUCCUGCUUCACCCUGCCUGGCUCGGAGCCCUUUGCACAGUUCCCGGCAGACACCUGGGGCCGCCGCAUGCAUCUCUUCCAGGAGGCAAUCUUGGAAAGGUUUGGGUUUGUGCCAUAUGUGACGGACACACACACCACCGACCCCAACCAGUUUGUCCACGUGACGGGCAACAUGUUCAUCAUGAUCCACUCCCCCGGCUCCUGUGCACUCCCCUACACCCCAGAGCCUAACACUCGCCCCAGGACCUUCUCCACCUCCUCCUCCUCUCAGCUCAACCAGGCUGACAUGCUCUAUGGAGUGUCCAGUCCACAUGUCGAGUAUUUCCACCGUUUGAUCGCUGACUUGUAUUCCCACGAAAUCAGCGAGCACCAGCCCGGCUUCCUGUGGACCUUCAACUAUAUGAUGACCAGGCGGUGGAAGGUGCCUCAGAUCUCUGGCGAUGAGGUGCUUGCUGAGAAGAUGCUGCAUGACUUCCGCCUCUUUUGCGCCAACGACCGGAACAGACUCAGGGAUUUCUGGGACUCACACCUCCCCCUCCUCGCCCCAACCUCCCCCACAGAUGAACUGAUGAAUGAGCCUUAGGAGUGCAGGGUUGUAUUUUGAAACACUUCCACGCUGCACCUCUGCUAGUUUCAAGAGGCUCUAGUUAGUUGAAAUGCCACGGGUUUUCAAGGGUGUUUCUACAGUUCCAGUGACAGAAUAAUGAGAUUUUUAUGUUUUUAGCAUGAGAAACACUCUUGAGAAGCCCCUCUCCUAUCAAAAGGCUCUAGUUUGUUGUAGUGACAUGAGUUUUCAAGGAUGUUUUUAUGGUUCUAGUGACAGAUUAAGAAGAUUUCUAUGUUGUUAACUGGAUAAACACUCCUGAGAAGCCCUACUAUGAAUAGGUUCUAAUUUGUUAAAGUGCCACAGGUUUUCAAGGGUGUUUCUAUGAUUCUAGUGACAGAUCAAGGAGAUUUCUGUUAUUAACUGGAGAAACACUCUUGAGAACCUCCACUACUUUCAAAAGGCUGUAGUUAGUUGAGGUGACAUGGGUUUUCAAGGGUGUUUCUAUGUUUCUAGUGACAAAAUAACAAGAUUUCUACAUUGUUAACAGGAGAAACACUCUUGAGAACCCAGCAAAUCAUCUCUGUAGUGUUGGAAAAUAGUCAUAGUGAAGUGACACAGGUUUCCAAGGUGUUUCUAUGGUUCUAGAGACAGAAUAACAAGAUUACAUUAUUAAUGGGAGAAAUGGUCUUGAAAACCUGGCUUAUCAUCUCUGUGGCCUUUAAAAAUAGUCAUGGUGAAGUGACAUGGGUUUUCAAGGGUGUUUCUAUGGUCCUAGUAACAAAUUAACAAGAUUUCUACACUGUCAACUGGAGAAAGUCUUGAGAACCAGGCCUAUCAUCUCUGUGGCCCUGGAUAAUAGUCGUGGUGAGAGAGCAGAGCGUUUCUGAAUACAGGCCCUGGAGUGUGGGUGUGGUGGUUGGCUUAGAGAUUGUGUGAUGAGGUUUGUGUGUCCUAUGGCAAGAUGUUAAUAGGAGGAAGUAUGGGUUGAUAGGAAGAGGAAGAAGAUAAGGAGUAGGAGGAGGAGGAGGAGGAGGAAGAUGAGGGAAAAUUACAAUGGCAAGGAGGAGGAAGAGGAAGACAGAGAAGGAAGAUGAUGAUGAGAAGGAAGAGGAAUACAGGGAAGGAAGAUGAUGAUGAGAAGGAGGAGGAAGAGAUUGAUGAUGAACAGGAGGAGGAAGAGAAAGAAAAUGAUAAUGAAGAAAAGAAAGAAGAUAAGGAAGAAGAGAAAGAAUAUAACAAGGGGAAAGAGAAUAAGAAUGAAAAGAAAGAGAAAGAUGAUGAUGAUCAUGGUGAUUAUGAUGAUGAUGAUGAUGAUGAUGGUAGUGAUGAUAAGGAAGAAGUGAAAGAAGAUAAUGAUGAUGAUGAUGAUGACAGAACAGUGAUACUCUAUUCAAGUAAAAAAAUAAAAGUAAGAAAACAAUCUUAAUUCAGUCAUACAUAACACAAUACAAAAGCUAUGUAUAUUCUUUCUAUAGUGUUAUAUAUAUAUAUAUAUAUAUAUAUAUAUAUAUAUAUAUAUAUAUAUAUAUAUAUAUAUAUAUAUAUAUAUAUAUAUAUAUAUAUAUAUUUUGCUGCUCAAUGUAGUGUGUAUAAGGGUGUCAGUGUGUUGAGUAUAUGGUGUGUGUGUGUGUGUGUGUGUGUGUGUGUGUGUGUGUGUGUGUGUGCUUAUCUAUUGGAAAAAUGCUGAUGAUGAUGAUAGCCGUUUGAGAAUAGCAUUGAUUUUUUCUUUUUUCUUUAUUUUUCUUUCUUUCUUUUUUUCUUUUUCUAUUUUUUUCCUUAAUUUUUCUCUUUCUUUUUCCUUUAUUUUUCACCUUUUUUCCUCCCUAUUCUUUCUUUUACUUCCUUCCUUCCUCUCUAUUUUCCUUUCCUGUUCUUUCUUUGCUAUUCUUUCUUUUUUUUUCUUUUUCUAUUUUUUUCCUUAAUUUUUCUCUUUCUUUUUUCCUUUAUUUUUCAUCUUUUUUCCUCCCUAUUCUUUCUUUUACUUCCUUCCUUCCUCUCUAUUUUCCUUUCCUGUUCUUUCUUUGCUAUUUUCUUCCUUUUCCUUUUUCUUUUUCUCUUAUUCUUUCUUUCCCUCUUUUCUUUCUUUUUCUUCCUCCCGCUAUCAAUUUUCCUUUCUUCAUUUUUUUCUUUUUGUUUUCUUUCUUCCUUUUCUCUUUCCCUUUCCUUCUUUCCUUUUCUUCCCUUUUUUCUCUCUUGUUUUCCUCCCUUUUCUUUAUAUUUUCUUUUCCUGCUUUUCUUUCUUUUGUUUCUUUUCUUCCUAUUUUUCUUUCUUUCUCUCCUUUUCUCCUUUUUUGUUUUCUUGUUUCUUUUUUCCUUUCAGUCAGUAUGCUAAGAACCUUUUUACAAUUUCUUUUCUAAAACAUACAAUUAAGUGUUAAACAAAUAUUAGCUAUUACAUUUAUUAUUUACAUGUAUUUCUUAUCUAGUUUUUUGUAUUAGUAGUCUAAGUAAAAAAUUAUCCUUUGAAUUUGAGAUGAAGGAAAGGUGUAUACUCUUACUGCCAGUACAUUUAGACCUGUGUGUAUUGUUAUUAUUUUUUCUGUCUAUGUUGUACCUCCUGUGUUUACUUUAUCAUAUGUGAUCCUUAGGAAUUAUUGUACUCUGUUUUAUUUUAUUUUAUUUAUUCAUUUAUUAUUUAUUUAUUUAAUUUUAUUUAUUUUUUUCUAUGUAUUUGUUUUUCCAAGCAAUAAUGGAAGGUCAGAUUAAUUUACUUAUGGAAUCCAUAUGUUCAUGCAGUAAAGCCAAGAUUAUUGUACUUUUUUCUUUUAUCAUCAACUAUGGAAGAUUCACUUGUAUACAGAAUCCAUAUGCUCAUACAAUACUGCUGAGAUUAUUGUGCCUUUUUUUUUUUUUUUUUUUUUUGUAUGAAAGAUAAACAGAUUAAUAUCUAUGCAAAAAUUGUGUUUGUACAAUAACACUUGAAUUAUUGUACUUUUUUUUUCUUUCUCUUUCUCUCUCUCUCUUUUUUUUUUUUUUAGCAUGGAAGUUUAGCAGAUUAAUUUGUAUACAGGAUCAAUAUAUUUGUACAAUAAUGCUUAGAUUAUUGUACAUUUGUAUUUUCUUCUUAUUCUUCUCCAUCUCAUAUAUAUUAUAUAUAUAUAUAUAUAUAUAUAUAUAUAUAUAUAUAUAUAUAUAUAUAUAUAUAUAUAUAUAUAUAUAUAUAUAUAUAUAUAUAUAUAUAUAUAUAUAUAUAUAUAUAUAUAUAUAUAUAUAUAUAUAUAUAUAUAUAUAUAUAUAUAUAUAUAUUCGUGCACAUACACACUUGCUGCUCUAUUCAGGUAUAUAUAUAGUUGAUUUUGAGCACGUUUCCUAGUUAAAUAAGGAGUGCUGUGAUACAUGACAGGUGUUUUGAUGCUAAUAAUGAUGAUGAGCUAUUUUUUAUAAUAUAUUACAGUGUUGAUGUC
Molecule: messenger RNA, 12743 nt
Organism: Scylla paramamosain (green mud crab)
Lineage: Eukaryota; Metazoa; Arthropoda; Malacostraca; Decapoda; Portunidae
Gene: Iml1
Product: GATOR complex protein Iml1-like
Exons: 32
Coding region: 4441-9375 (1644 amino acids)
Biological process (GO): intracellular signal transduction; positive regulation of autophagy; negative regulation of TORC1 signaling
Cellular component (GO): lysosomal membrane; GATOR1 complex
Molecular function (GO): GTPase activator activity
Source: RefSeq, a predicted model, not a curated record